AUGCGGCGUCGCUACGCCUCUGCAGUCGCGGUUCUGCUGGAGUUUUGGAAGUUGCAUCAAUGUGGGCCACGCGUCUUGGAGCAAGUGGAUGCAGCAGUGGCAAUGUUUCUAGAGCACGUCUUUUCCGAAGGCGAACAUAAAUCGCUCAGCAAUGACACGUUGGCCGGAUUGCAGUUUUUCAUGCCGUCAAUCAGAAAGCGACUGCACUAUACUCAUGGAAGCUGUGCAAAGUUUGGCAUCGCAUUGAGCCGCCUCAGCGAGCAGAUGCAGCACAUUUCUUUCAUCAAAGGUCGGGCUGUCCUUUGUUUGCCUUCCACAAAAACGUCUAAGCGCUCGGGCAACCAGGAGAUGGUUGUUGUGGAGAGCGUUUUGGCUAAUGCAGCGCUGCGGUGCGUUGUUUGUGAAUCCUCCGGCCUGCUCUUGCCUGACGGAGCAGCUCACUUCCGAAAAGUCUUUCAUGCUUUGUGUCGUGCUUUUGAUCUUGAUUUUCACGUCACGCCGUACUCCUUGCGUAGGGGCGGUGCCACGUAUGCCUUCCUGCUGCAUGGUAGCAUGGAAAAGUGUUUGUUGCGUGGCCGUUGGGCCAGCUCUUCUUCAGCCAGAAUCUAUCUGGCCGAUGCGAUUGCCACAGUUCGUUUCCUGCAGCUGUCACCCAAGCAGCUGGGUUUGGCCGCUGCUGCAGCAGAGGCCCUUAAGCUGAAUCUCGGCCUCUAG
Symbiodinium natans is the source of this 714-nucleotide messenger RNA. The record is from the annotation of a GenBank genome assembly. NCBI's taxonomy places the organism in Eukaryota, Dinophyceae, Suessiales, Symbiodiniaceae.